AUGUCUGCACCAUCGUUAGCAAGCUGGAUUUCCAAGAAGCCCGGGCUCUUGAAGAUGAUGAAGCCUUUGGCCUCAUGGUACACCAAUGCUGCUGGAUACCGUCAGUUGGGAUUAAGAGCCGAUGAUUUACUCCCCGAGGAAUCCGAAGAGGUUCUUCUUGCGCUCAAGCGUUUACCGCAAAAGGAAGCUUAUGAUCGUGUUUUCCGUCUGCGAAGAGCUGUUCAGUGUUCCGUCCAACAUCAACUUUUGCCCAAGGAUCAACACACCAAGCCCGAAGACGAUUACGCAUACCUCUCCCCCAUCAUUGCCGAGAUCGAAGCCGAGGCCAAGGAACGUGCUGAUUUGGAAUCAUUGACUAUUACCAAGAAGAACUAG
Messenger RNA from Botrytis deweyae, 375 nucleotides. RefSeq lists its product as uncharacterized. The transcript is spliced from 4 exons. The record is from RefSeq and is a predicted model, not a curated record. Gene Ontology annotation, biological process: mitochondrial electron transport, ubiquinol to cytochrome c. Bases 1 to 375 code for a protein of 124 amino acids. Lineage: Eukaryota; Fungi; Ascomycota; Leotiomycetes; Helotiales; Sclerotiniaceae.